AGGAAAUGAACAAGUUUUCUUCAAAUCUGUAAUCUCUAAAGCUGAAUCGAACCAUCACUCCCAGUCCCAGUGGGGCCUCCGAUUCACGACGGAAGGAAACUGUUCAGAAUCUCCUUUCGCAGAAAGAUAAAAAAAAGCUGAAGCAAAAUCGAGUCUUGCUCUAGUCAAAUUGAAAUCAACCCUUUGCUUCUUGUGUGUGUGUGUCUGUUGUCUCUUGAUUCGCCUUCUUCAUCUCCGAAACUAGUCUUUCAAGAAUUUAGGAUCAAAGCUGCGUGAUGGACUACGAAUCGUUUGAUAGCAGCGGAACAGAUGAUGAUCUUCCUCCAUCGCAUAGGGUGGUUCCACGAGGAGGGAGUAGUGUGUCUACUAAUGGAAGACCUUCGACUCUUCCUCCAUCUCACAUGUAUGACCAAGUUGCUGCUGAUAUGGAAGCUCAGAUUCACCAUGUUGAGAAGGAAGCAUACUUCUCUCUUCUCAGAGCCUUUAGAGCACAAGCAGAUGCAAUCACUUGGGAAAAAGAUGGUCUAAUAACUGAAAUGCGUAAAGAGUUGAGAGUAUCACAUGAGGAGCAUAGAGAGCUUCUUGCUCGUGUAAACGCAGAUGAUACUAUACGAAGGAUAAGGGAAUGGAGACAAUCUGGAGGAGUGCAACGCUAUGCUGCUCAAGUGGUUCACGAUACGUUGCCAAGCCCUUCAGCUUCAGCUUCUAUUAAGAGGCACAAACCAAACCAGCCAAUUCCCUCUCAACCAUUCGCCAGUUCUUCACCUCCUCAAGCUGAUCCCACUCACCAGUUUGCUUCAUGGACAGCUAAACGAGGAUUAGUUCCCAAUGUCAAGGACAAAAAGCAUAAACCAGUUUUACCUGGUUCGUCUUCCUUAAAACCCAUCCCUUACCAUCCUCUGGAUCAACCUCCACGAGGACAAGUCAUGAACAACAGAUUACCAUCUGUUCCUACCAGUUCAAGUGAACCAGCAAAAGGAAGUGGACCUGAGUCUUUUGUAGGAAGAAGAGUUAGAACAAGGUGGCCAGAAGACAAUGCAUUUUACGAGGCUGCCAUCACCAAGUAUGAUCCAGUUGAGGGUCGACAUGCUUUAGUUUAUGACAUUGGAACACGUAAUGAGACAUGGGAAUGGGUUAAACUCGCAGAGAUAUCUCCUAGGGAUAUUGAGUGGAUAGGAGAGGAUCCUGGGGUCUGUAAUCGAUAUGGCCUGAACAGAACCACAGGACCCAACAAUGUUCCACAACGGGGAAGCGGUUUGGCUAAGACCACUAUCAAAAACGAUCUCAGAACAUCACAGAAUGGAGCUGGGAAAAGGAAACAUGUCGAUAUACGAAUCCGUCCGACCAAUGUCCUAAUCAGAGAGGUGGAGAGAGUUCUUGGUUCGCACAAUCCAGAUCCUCAAGAGGUUGAAAUGGCUAAGAGAGUUUUGGAGGAACAAGAACAUGCGCUUGUGGGUGCAAUAACAAAGCUUGGAGAUAUAUCCAAUGGAGAGAAUGUUUUGCCAAGGCACAGUGCAAUGCAGACCAUGAGGAGCUGAUGAAGAAGAAGAAAACAUUGGUUGAGAUGGAAAGACAGAGUCUCGACUUCUUUGAUGUUUUGCCUUUUCUUUGUAUCCGACUUGUAAUUUUUGCUGACGUUAGAGAUUAAGUUUACCCAAAUGUUGGGAUAAUAUGUUCAAUGGAACGGUUUUAGCAUCUUG
This is a messenger RNA of Brassica oleracea var. oleracea, 1700 nucleotides long. RefSeq names its product protein EMSY-LIKE 4-like. The record is from RefSeq and is a predicted model, not a curated record. Gene Ontology annotation, biological process: defense response to fungus. Bases 276 to 1538 code for a protein of 420 amino acids. The transcript has 10 exons. NCBI's taxonomy places the organism in Eukaryota, Viridiplantae, Streptophyta, Magnoliopsida, Brassicales, Brassicaceae. Gene Ontology annotation, cellular component: nucleus.